CCAGAUCGAUCUGCUUGGUAGAGUAUCGAAUAUGUAGAGGUCUUACUUUCAGAAAUAAUUAAUAAAAAACCCGAUAUUUUCCACUUCGUCAACUUCCACCUUUACAUAUUUUCCUUUCCAUUCCGCUAGAGGGCAGUAUUGCGGUAAAUCCGAGCCAAUAAAAGGAGAAAACGCGGCUCAGUGCAGAUCAGUCGGAGGGAGGGAAGACACAGCUGCCUGCAUCGUUUCGGAUAGAGUUAAUUAAAACUGGAUUUCUGCUCUGAGGGUGUCCUUAAACCGACUUUUAAACGUAACGAAGCUACAGUCCUCCGAGUUCUCAGCAAACACCUAGGCUGAAGAAAGAAAGAAGGAAUGAGCACAAUCCUACGAUUGGAAGGCCUGGAUGUGAAGGCAGGCACUCAAGAUAUAAGGGAAUUCUUUAAAUCCCUGCAUAUACCUGAUGGAGGGGUUUACAUCAUGGGGGGGAGUCUCGGUGAAGCAUUUAUUGCAUUUGCCAAUGAAAACGACGCACAGAUCGCCUUGCUGCAUAAUGGUAAUUUCCUGAAAGGCUCCAUGGUGUUUCUGCACGCUAGCAGUAUAAAGGAGAUGGAGCAGAAAUUGGAAUCCUUUGGGAAGAAGACCGUAAGCCCUGAAAGGAAAACUCAAUAUCCAGCUGCAGAUAAAAUGCCAAGUCCACAUGAUGGCAGCGUUGAAUUUAAGUCCAAAUCCAACCCAAACGAUGUGAGUAAAUCUAAGCUGAAGGACGGGAGAAUGACUAAGAUGAAACCCAAACCCAGGAGGGAGGAUCCUAAAAUGGCUAAGGGGAAAACAACAUCCAGGUCGCACUGUACUUCAGUUGCAUCUUCAUUUGAUCCCGAAACUACCAGUCUGCCAGCUGCUUAUGCAAAACAUUUUCAGCUGAGCACAGUAAAUAAGCAAUUUUCAAAUGAAAAACCUUUGGAUACUAGUACUGCUUUUCUGCUUGGAGUUUGCUCUGUUCUUAAGAGUCUCAAGUCUGAAACCACUGUGCCAGCAUUUGAGUUGAACAAGGAUGUUAGCACAACCUUAUCUGGAGAUGUCAGAAGCCCAAAGCACACAUCGGAUUUGAAACCAGGCUACGUUCGACUCUUUGGGCUGCCAUCUUCAACUACUAAAGAAGAAAUCUGUACUUUUUUCAAAGGGUUGCAUGUGAAAGAGGUUAUAGUCAACGUUGAACUUGGAAAGGGUCAUGGCUGCCUUGUGAAGUUUGCAAAUAUGCAAGAUGCAUCUGAUGCUCUUAGCUUCAACCUGAAGUUGCUGGGCUCAUUCUGUGUGGAGGUACGGGGAGGAGAUGAGAAAAUGUGGGACAGAGUGCUACAAGAAUGCAGGAAUGCAUUAGAUGCCUGGCCAAGUAAUCAAUACCAAAGAUCUAAGGAAAGGGAAAAAUAUGAGAGAAAAUCUGUUUCCCCUCUGCAGAGGAAGAGGGCAGCAGACAAUCAAGUUCACCUGGAACCGCUGAAAAAGCCAAGACGUGACACUGAAACAGACUCUUCAUUAUUAAAAACCUCAGAAUAUACAGUCAUGGUCCGAAACCUUCCCAAAACCAUAACCAAGACUGAAAUCAAAGAGCUAUUUGCAUGCACACACAUGCCACACAGAAACGUGCUUCAUCUGCUGGAUGAAGCAGGAGACCUCACAGACACGGCUUUUCUGAUUUUUAACCGCAGACAGGACUUUGACUAUGCCAUAAAUCUCUCUGGCUGCCAUGCAGGCUCUGGUGCCAUUGAGGUUACUUCUAUCACCAAGCAGAUCAUGUGGGGAAUGAUAGCCAAAAACAACCCUAGGAACCGUAGGACCGGUCCUACCGACCCAAGAUUACACAUUCACCUGAGAAAACCAGAUGAACAGAAGACCGGGACGCAGCGGCGGGAGAGUCAAACAGACAUGGCUCAGAGGUACAUUUUUAUUAGAAACAUGCCUGCAAAUGUAAAAAGAAGUCAGAUCAGGAGCCUGUUCUGUAAAUUUAAUAAUCUGAGCUUGGACGACAUCAUGUUACUGCAUGACAGCGAGGGCCGCGGCAGGGGGGAGGCCGUGGUUACCUUUGAAUCCGAGCAGCAAGCUGCCGAGGCCCAGAGGAUGCACGGCGAGGAGUUCCUGGGGACAAGCGUGCUGCUUACUCUCAUAAAUGGCGAGCAAGUGGAGAACAUUUUGAACAACUGAGAAACUUUGCCUGAUCUGAGGUUGUUUUUGGCAUUUAAGUCUUACGUCAGGAUCACCUGUACAUUUGCGUUUUUGUACUUUUCUUUUUGACAAAAUGAAUAAUAAACGUUCCUGUUGAUGCAAGAUGCUUCAAAGCCUUUUAUCCGACGAUGAAAAGAAGACCAGGCGAAGUGUACAGAUAUUUUUUGGAAGGGGUGACUGGAGAUUUUCUCACCCAUGACAGAAUUCAGAUUUUUUGGUUUUGACUUUGAAUCAGCAUGGCUUAAUCAUUAGAAUUAGAAUUCUAAAGGAAGAUCAGUUUUUGUUCUAACAAGUUCUAAAGCUCCAGGGUUCAUAUUUGCCUUUUGUUAAAACAGGAGAAACAAACUUCAACAGGAUUUGCAAGCAACUGCUAAAUAAAGAAAAGGUAGUUUAACCGCAGACGGAAACGGCUGCACAGGAGGAAGUAACAUGAAAACGUAAAUAAAAGUUGUCGGGGAGAACGCCCUGGGUAAUAUGCAUUCAACAAGAUGGAGCAAGCCACUGGAGGCGGAGUCUCAGGGCGUGAGGAAGACCAAGCCAUUGGAUUUAACAGUAUUACUGUAGUUUUGUGAGACCAGGAAAAUGACUUUUACAGUUACUUCAACAAGACCUUUAUUAAACCUGGACAAAAACUAACAACUAAUACAAUUGGUCAACUAAAACAUGUCCUGUUCAUGUUGUGAAAAACUUCCAUUUAUCUGAGGAAGUAGGAAAAAAAACUUUAUUGGUGGGAAAACAAGAUGACACAUUCAGUAUAUAUAAAUGUAUAUACACAAAAGGGAAAAAAGACUCCACGUCUGUUGUGCAUCUGUGAGAGAAGGAUGAGUGAGGCGCCAUCUUCUGCUGAUCAUUUGAAAUACCUCUUUGGACCAUCUGGAUAUCUGGAUGGACCUAAACAACACAGGAAGAAACAAAGACGACGAAAGGUUCAAUGUUCAUUCAGUUUUUUUUCUUCCCUAAAGCGAUUCUGUGAAUCUUUGUAAGAAAGUAUUAAAUCUUUUUUUUUUUUUUUUUUCCAAACUUGCCAAUUUGAACAAUUUUUUUUGUUACCCUACCACACAACUAGAAUUUUUUUUUUCUUGUACCUGAAUGAUUACUUGGAUAUCGUUCGUUGUUGCCUUGCAAUCUUGGAGGUGGUUUGGAAAAGUCUGAAGACCUCAUGGGAAAGCUGCUAAAUGUCGAUGGCUGUGGAGGUAAAAGAAGCAGAAGACCCAAACUUUUAUCCACAGUCCAAAAUCCAGCUUGAAGUAUUGAAUCAUAAAGUGAAGCAGGCUGGCUUUAGCUACUUAUUGAAGAGAGGAAAACAGGCUGUACCUCUGGAAUGCUCCUCAGCCUGUAAUCCAUCAGCGCGUCGGUUAGUUUUUGUGUCACUUUCAGGACCAACUGAGCAUCGUUUUCGGUCUCUAUUCGGAAAGAGUCCUAAAGACAGAAAUGACAAAUAGUCUUUUAUAUAUAUCAUUUGGUCAAAGGAGCGGAGAUGCAACAGGAGGAGAUUCGCACCAGGUGUUUGAGCAGAGCGGGAAUGUUUUUACUCUCCGGGGCUUCUCCAAAUAAUCUAGGCUGGUUCACUGGUUUGCUCGUCGGUCUCUUCGUAAAGCCGUCCUGGAACUCAUUAGGAUACGCUGCGUUUGUGUUUUCACCCAUCGGUCCGCCCCUUCCAUAGCCAUCUGGUCCAGGACCCCUACUGUCCGGGUAAGGACCCAUAUUCAUACCCCCGUCAGGAAACGCUGGUCUUGGCAUAAAGCCUCCAUACCCAGGUUCUUCAUAUUCUCCACCUUGAUAGUUGGAGGGAGCACCUCUAUGAGGGGGGAACUCUCCUUGAAACCUGGAGUUAUGGAACCUGGGACCUGUAAGAUGCACAAUAGCUCCAUAUUAAUCCACAUUCAAUUCUUCUGUUUCAUAUCCUGUGAAAUAGAACAUCUAAGAAGUUAAUUAUUGCACUUAUUCAAAAAAUAUAGUAAAACAUGGAAAGAUUUGUUGAUUUUUCAUGGUAAGCAGGCCACCAAACCCAACAUUUUACAGAAGACCUACUGAAUGCACAAGCAACAGUGAUAACAGUAGCUAACUAAAAUUUGCAUUGAAGAUAACCAAGGAGUGGAGCAAGGCUGUUAUCCCACAUAAAUGUAUCCAGGACAUGGAUCCCACUCACAUUUGUCCAGAAACAGAGGCCGGAGGUUUUAACCUCAGCUAAGGAAAGAAGGAGCCUGAUCGUUCACCCUUUCAGAUGGAAGUAAACUGCAGAGACGUGAGGUCUGAAGUAAUCCUCCUGCUAAUGACGCACAGUGGGUAACCAGUUUUUUUAUAUAAGCAACACAAGGCGUCAAGAUGAAGCAGGAUCCUUUCAUAUACCUAUACUGAGAAUAAUUAGAGAACGUGGCUCAAAGAAUUCUCACAUCUACCGUUACGUUUAAAGAAGAUGGCUUAUGAACGUUUUAACCUUUUCUUUUUCCCCCUCAACAGCCAAAUCAUACAAAGGACCAUACAAUGAAUUGAUGUGUUAUAAUUUACAGUUAAGACUAGCAGUGGAUCAAUGAAGAGUAGACUAUACAUAGUUUUCUGUUUUGUGAAUUGCAUUCUUCAUGUAAUUUUCUUUUAGAACAAUGUUUAGGGAAGACAGAAAAGGUACAGCUAAAUGUUUUAUAAGUGUUUUUUUCUAACUGUAUAACAUGGAAUUUUAUAUAGUUCUAUGUGCACCUUGCAUUAAGCCAAAACCUUUGAAGAUAACAUGUCUGUGGUCCAAUUUCAAGCUGCUUGAAUAAAUCAAGUCCAGUUUUUUAACAAAUGUUAGGAAAUUGAAUGUAGCUGAAUUACAGCUUAUAGAAUAAAUAAGCUGGAUAUCAUUGAGAAAGGACCACAGGAUGCAGAUGUAUGAGAACGUCACAAUCCUUGAGAAUAAACUCCAUCAUAAUGAGGAGGUGUGAUUAGGGAACUAACAAGUAGUUACAGCUAACCACAUGAUGGGAUGAAGAUCGGUGGUUUAGGGGAGUUAAUGGAGCCUUGAAUGGGACUAAAGAUCCUGCAUUAAAAGGGAUUCAAUUCAUGAGUCUGAAGAUUACUGAUGCUGGGAUAAGGUGGAUGGGAUCCAGUUACCCCAAUCAAAGUACAUGGAAAUCAGACACUCCUGAACAUGAUGUGGCUUUUUCUUUCAGAGCACAAUAAGUUUAAAACGCACUUGUUUCUGUUGCUGAGUUCUUAAAAAAGCAAUUAUAUUCAUUAAAAGAAGUUGUGGACAUUCAAUUAUUGACUCACUGAUUAUUUCUACAUUUCAUUGCUUGAAUCAAAGAAAUUUGGGAUGUGAAUAAAGUUGUAUCAGCAUUUAGCUGAAACCUAUGAAGGCCACAUGCUUGCUGCCAAUCAGCAAGCCGUCAGAGCUGCUGUUAAGUAUGUGGCUGUGUGAUCUAGCUGACCGCAACGCUGUGCUUUUUGGCUAACUUUAUUAUUUGAAGGGUUUAGCAUUAAGACAAAUCGAUAAAAAGCAAACCACUGAAACGGAAGAAUAAAUUAUGUGAGAUGAAAAAAGGGAAGUUACAAAACACAGCAAAGGCAUUAGCAGGCAGAGGAACCAUUAGUCGUUGGUGAAUAAGAAUCACUUUCAGAUACAGAAGUGAGGUUAGCUCUAAAAAGGCAGAUGUACCAUCAAAGAGAGGACAUCUAAAUGGCUUACGACUGGGAGAAAAACAGAAGGAAGAGAGGCCACUAUGGACGACAAUAGUGGCAUUAAUGUAAAGAAAAAAAAAAAAUCUUGCAAUAAUGGAGUAAUUCAUUCAGAAAGAGACCAGAACAAGUAAUGGGUGUAAAUACAAUACAGUACAUGCGUAUGCUUGUGUUUUAAACCAAAUUUUGAGGGUUUUAUCAGCUGUAAGCCACAAUACACAGAAAUAAAAAAUGUCACUGUGGGUAGUUAAUCUAAUGAACCUUAACUGAACUGAAUAAGUGAAACAAUUGUACCAUAAAUGAUUUUCUAAUUGACCAAAAGGAGCUCACCAAAUGAAGGACCCAUUGGCCCCAUCCCCUUAUUCGGUGGAGGCAUUGCUGCAGGAGCAGCAGAACCUGUGAGAAAAUAAAAACGAAGAGACACAUAAAAUCAGAGGAGUGCUGCAUAAAAGCAUUAGUAAAUGUAAUCCAUUAGUUCUCUGCAUGUAAUAGUUUAGCACAGAAGGAAAAAAAGCAAGAUCACUCACGGAGUCCCUUAAAAGCAGGAACCAGAUAGGGCUCCUUCAGAAUCACCUAAAGGCCAGAAGAGAAACAGGGAAAUGACAAUUUACAUAAGCUAUUGCAA
Molecule: messenger RNA, 6478 nt
Organism: Cyprinodon tularosa
Lineage: Eukaryota; Metazoa; Chordata; Actinopteri; Cyprinodontiformes; Cyprinodontidae
Gene: rbm12ba
Product: RNA binding motif protein 12Ba
Exons: 2
Coding region: 352-2178 (608 amino acids)
Biological process (GO): regulation of RNA splicing
Cellular component (GO): ribonucleoprotein complex; nucleoplasm
Molecular function (GO): RNA binding
Source: RefSeq, a predicted model, not a curated record